Molecule: messenger RNA, 342 nt
Organism: Zea mays
Lineage: Eukaryota; Viridiplantae; Streptophyta; Magnoliopsida; Poales; Poaceae
Source: the annotation of a RefSeq genome assembly
AUGGAGACUAGGAUGCUGACUCGAAAGAGACAACUCUAUUUGCUUGCUUAUCAGCUGGUGAUUUGUGAUUAUCCUUUGGCCAGAGAUCCUGAUCAUGGAGAUAUGCAAAUUUUCAACACAGAACUGCCUUACCCGUCCCUCUACAAAUUCGCCGUAUGCCCCUUACCAUAUGAUAUGAUGAUGAAGCUCCUUCUGAUGAAAGAUUAUGGCGUGUGCCGUCGGAGUGUGAAAGAAUGGAUAGCUACUAAGCUGUAUUCAUGUCAAGCCUUCCUUCCUCGGGGAAUAUACAUAUUGCAAAGGGCCAAGCCAAGGUAUGGUUCUGCGUCGGUCGGCGCCACGUAG